Phaeodactylum tricornutum CCAP 1055/1 is the source of this 2147-nucleotide messenger RNA. RefSeq lists its product with no specific name. Bases 1 to 513 code for a protein of 170 amino acids. The transcript has a single exon. The record is from RefSeq and is a predicted model, not a curated record. Lineage: Eukaryota; Bacillariophyta; Bacillariophyceae; Surirellales; Neidiaceae.
AUGGGAUUUCAGAAAGAGCUCGAUGAUCUAUCGGUCAAGCUGCAACAGCAAAAGGAACUAACGGAUCAGGAAUCGAAACGCGCCCAGGUUUACUCGGCACGCCGCAGCGAGCUCGAAAAUGAAUUGAGCCGUCUUCAAAGCGAGUCUGCUGCGACUAUCCGAGAUCUUGAGAAUCGGUAUAACGCGGAACGCGAUUCUCGAUCCGACGACCUCGCCGUCGCUAAGCAGAGAGUCGAAGAGCUGCAGCAUGAAAGUCAGCAAAGGGUCCAGGAAGCCAACAAACUCGGACAAGAAGAGGUUCGACGCGUAAAGUUUGAUUUGCAAGGUCGCCUCGAGAACAAGGAAGCAGAACUUAGCAAGGCUCGGACUGAUCUACAAGGCGCCGAGAUGGACCGGAAACAGAACGAGGCACGAAUCUUGGCUCUGACUGAUGUCAAUCAAAGCCUCCAAAAUGUUACCAAAGCUACUUUCGAUCUUCUAAAUCGAAUCAAGAAGCAAAUUUUUGGAAUCUGAACGAAAGUAUUUUAUGUCUCACUAUUCCUUGAGUUUCGCAACGCUUUUCUUGGUUCCGAUAAUGACCGUACCACGCACUAUCACGCUUUCUACAAUACUAAUUGGUGUCGUAGAUUUAACAAAAACAUCGGCAUCAGCAUCAUAUCUUGCUUCAAGUCACCAAUAAGGUGCGGUGUCCAGCAGUCGUCUAAAAGGCAUCUCGAGUCGGUCGUUCGUCGCCAUCGAUACCGAUCCAUCCAUCAGGGUACUCGUACGCGUACACCAUGGUAUCGACCGUUUUCCAUUCGUGAACCGCCGUCUUUUUCGGCAGAAAGGAAUACCACGAAUCCAUCAUACUCAUUCCGUGAUACCCACGUAAUCGGUUGAUGUAUCCGGAAAAGGUACUGAACCAUGUUCCCGCAAAUAUCCUUCCUCGACUUGCCACAAUGGUAUCGAUCAUUCCCAUGUAGUUGGGAUCCAAAUCCUGUAAUCCGGCCAAAUCCCAGUAGUCGUCCAAGUAGCGAAGAUCGUGAUGGAUGGCCAAAUCGUCGAAGAACGUGUGGUUCCGUUCGUCAGUGGCCACGUACAAAAUUUCGCGUUCCUGCCAGAGCUCCUUUGUAUUUUCGUACCACUCGACGGCGGGAAUUUUGACCUUUUUGUACUGCAGGUCUCCUCGGCGCACGUGAAGAGCUGAGUAGGCUCCGGCGCCGUUCGGGUCGACGGCGAAUCCGCGGGUGACCGCCUCGGCUUGGACGGCCUUGACGAUUUUCCCCGCCGCGCAGUAGAUUGAGUCGUGGUAGUGCAGGAAAUCGCGGACGAAACGCUUGACCUGAUUCUCCAGGGCGGGGUCGGUAAAGUGGAUCAUGGAAUAAAAGUGCGACAGAAGACGGUAGCCCUUUUCGUCGGCGUGGAAAUGCAGCAAUAGGGGUUCGUUCCGUUCGGCCGUCCAGUAGAUCACGUCGCGUUUGGGGCCGCAUACUUCGUGCACGUAUUCUUGUACUUCGGGAUCGAGCUGGGCGUUGCCAGUUUCGUCCGCGUACUUGUCCUGGUCAAAGACGAGGCACGAAUGCAGCGCAGAAAGGCCGGGAUUGUGUCCCACGUCAUUGAGGAAGUCGACGAUCGGACCACAGGACGACGACGAUAGUUUGCGCUUGUCGCAGUGAUCGGCAGCGGCGAGGAUGGCCGUUUUCUGUUCGGGCGGGAUGGUAACCACGUUGCGUGCCAAAAAUUCCUCCAUGGAUAUGACGUUGACUCGUUUCUGAAAUUCGGCACUGUUCAGCGGAAAGAAAUCUCCAAAGCCCCGGUGCUUACUCCCCUGGCCGUGGUGGAGCAGGUAGAGUGGUUCCUUGGGAGGCAGCACCAGUGUCCGUCCCGUAACGGCUGCAAUAAUGAAAAUAAUCUCCAUACUCAUGCGAAUGUUGUUCCAUCCGCCAUGAUCGGGACUAAAUGUAAUGUAGCGCGUCUGAUCGGUGGGCACGGCGAACGGCGACGAGGAGAGUAGAUUGGUGGCGUCCCGCGUCCCUUGGGGAUCGUUCCAAUAGGCGAGACUGUCAACGUUGACGUCGCAUUCAAUGUGUGCCCGUUGUGCACCGACGAGUGCCGGUGUUUGCUCAAGUGUCCGUCCAGCCACUCCACGGGCUACGGGCUGCGUUGUG